AAUUGAACCAAAGGUCGAAAUUCUUGAAAUAUCAAGACUUUUUUGGUUUCGUGUAAAUCGCGAUCCUUUGGGCUGAUACGAUGAUCAUACUCUAUUGUAAGGAAUGUUUCAGACAUGAUUGACGCAAGAGAUGGCUUCGUCUUCUUUAACAACUCUGGUUCAAACAAAAUCGAUCGAACGUGUGCUUGCCCCUAUUGCAAGUCAAGUGUCCAAUUUGAUCAUACUAAAUGAAGCUGGUGUCCAGGACCAACAUGCCUUUCCUGACCUUGUCUCAUCUGCUGAACAUAUUUUUCAAACUGUUCAAACACUAACCAACAUUGGAUAUAAUCUUGCUCAUGAGAGCUCUGAUGAGCAAUUGAGUUUGGAUAUGCCUGGUGCUUGCACACAAGUUCUUGAAGCAGGAAACAGUCUAUUAACAGCAGCACAACAAUUACGCGUUGACCCUCACAAUCGUUCCGUGAGAUUAAUUUUGGUGGAAUCCGCAAAAAAGGUUCUUGAAUACACCGUAAAUGUUCUUCUGACAUCUGAUGACGCCGAAGUACGAAAGAUUAUUCACAAGACAAACGUGGUUCUACAAAAAUUGUGGAUUUUAGAAAAUAUCCAGUCUUGGUCAGAGUUCAGAAAUCACUUCCAGAUAUUCAGUGAUAGUGUGUCUCAGUUGCUGAUGUUGUGUCAAAAGAGACAAAACGAGCUUGUGAGCCCAGCUAAGCAAGAUGUAAUUGCUUCAUCAACGGCUCUUCUAGCGAACGCUACGUCAACGUUAUUGCCUACAAGUCACGAAUACAUGCAGAAUCCUGAUAAACAGGCAGUGAAAGCACGUCGAGAUUACAUCUUCAGGCAAAUAUAUAUGGCAUGUUCUCAAAUCAUUCGGACGGUUGAGACGAAGGGCGUAACGGAUAAUCUCGAAGAACCAACACAUCUCGUAUCAACGAACAACGCACCACAGUCAGAAAAACCGUUGGAGCCCGCCUCUGUCAGUCAUAUGCCAACUUCAGGCAGCGACUUAGAUUAUUAUCUUGACGCUAUUGUACGAAACAGUUUAGCCGUCGCCGAGAAAUGUGAAAAUCAAAAGAGAAAGCUAAGAAUCGCCAAAGCUUGUCAUGAGGUGCUGGAAACUCGAGGGCAACUGAACGAGGCACAGGACGCGCUUGCAUCCAAUCCAAUGUCUGAACGAUACAGGCAGGAAUUUGACUUCCAAACAGACAAACUGCAACAAUGUCUACGUUCUUUGGACCGGCGUGUCACUAUGGCAAUAAUUGCUGCUGUUUUAACAGCGUUUUCUGAUCUGGACACUCCACUGCAGAACCUGAUUACUGCUGCAACAACGAAUGAUCGUUUGUUGAACUAUAGUCAAUCGAUGAACCGCCUCAUGCAAUGUCAACAAACGUUUCUGAAUUACUCUGCUAAAAUAUGUCAAGCCGCGAGUAAUGCAUCUUCUGUCGCAGCCGAACCAGACCGUGUUCAUGCAAUCCGUUCUACGAUUGGUCAAAUCGAGGCCCUAACGCCGAGGAUAAUCAGCACAUCGAACGAAAUUCGUCAGCAGCCUCAAAACAGCAAGCACUUGCAGUAUUUGAAAACCAUUCAACAGGAAUGGCAGACACAAGUGGGCGUGUUGUCAGACCUUUCUGUCGAUGCUGUAAGUCCCGGAGAUUUUCUCGGCACAACAGAAGCCUUGGCAAAUGAAAGUUUGACGCGAUGCAGGGAAGCCUUAGCGGAGUACAACUUUCAAAAGUUGUCUGGUGAAAUAUCGCUGUUGGUUGGUAUUUCCGAGAGGGCUGUUCAUGUUUGCAAAACUGAAUUACAGCGGGCCGCUGAUCCUCUGUUUAAAAGUCGAUUGACUGAAGUGACCUCUCGUAUGAGUUCAGUUUUUCCAGAGCUGGCUUCCUUAUCACGCGAGGUGAUCUGCCACAUUCAAGAUUCACGAAAUCAUGUAAAGUUCAUGGAACAAGUCAUGAAACUCGUUGAAAGUUUAGGCGAAAUGAGAUCAAUUGUUAGAAGAUCACCAGUCCACCUUAAAGACAACAGUUUUGAAGACAGUGAUUCCAAUCCACCAGUACCACCCAUGAUAAAUGUGACCAGCAAUACAGCAGCAGUUUCAGGUUUUCCGAGCAAUGAAUUGCCAAGCAUGCGUCUCCCUCCAGCGAUUCACGGGGAAAGCAGUUCAGCUGGAAGAAACAGUCCCGUUGCAAAAAGCAGUCCAGUUGGAAGAAACAGCCCAGUUGGAAAAAACAAUCCAGUUGGAAAAAUCAGUCCAAUAGGAAGAAACAGCCCAGCGGUUGUGAUGAACAGCCCAGAUUCAAACAUUCUUUCGGUGAACCAAACUUCCGCAGGACCGAUCAGAAAUCGCAACUCCAAAGACAUCGAAAAUUAUGUUCAAGAAACGAGACAGUGUUUAUUGUUAGGUUUAACUCUUGUCGAAGCGGACGACAUUCAAAUGCUCGGGAAGCUCUCGGCUUUACUUCGUGCCUCGCCGUCGUCGCUGAUGUCUCGGUUGCUUGACGCAGUCUCUCAGUCCGACUACGCUCUCGUUGAACGGCGAUGUAACGAGCUUUCAAGACGUGCUGCAAGUUUGAAAGAUUUUAUCCAAGAGCCAGCAUUGAAACGCUCCAAGAACAAAGAAGCGUCGAGUCUUGUUCUCACAACAUCCUCGGAAGUGUACGAAAGUACCGCAGAUGUCGUUCAACUGGCGUGGACGGUCGCUGCCAACCCGAACGACACGAAAGCCAACAACCAACUUCGGGUCAAGUGUGAUAAAUGGAGCGAGAAACUGGACAUUGUUCGGGCAACGGUUGACAAACUCGUCAAUCCUUGGUCUGUGUCUGCUUCGUGUGUCGUGCAAGCUGCAACCUUGAAAGAUCAAAAACUUUACACCAAACAGAUUUCCAACCUGAAACAGCACGUCCUACGGCUGCGUGGGCUGGCAUCGUGCGCCAAGGCUGCCGCCGAUGCUGAGGAUGCGGUUGAUGUCAGUGGCGAAGGUGAGGCUCCUGCGAGGAAUCAAGAUUCUUUGAGAAGGAUCGAGUUGGUUAUGGUCACAUCAGCUGAGAUGGAUGAAUUGACGAAACGAUUUAUCACUGUUUCUCAGGAAAUGUUUAAAAACCGUGACAAGAUAACGGACGUCGUUACCUUGGAGUUUCUUCGCCGUGAUUGGGCGUGCAAAGUUCUGUCUCUGAUUCUUGCUGUUGACGAUAUCACGGCAGGGACCUCGGCACCAGUUGAUGGUAUCUGCACGGCAGCUUUGCAUGGCGACCAUCAGGUGGUUAGGGAUCGAUGCAAGUUGUUGAAUACCUAUAUUGUGACUUUGAAGGAAAUGGCUGAUGGUUGUUCUGCCGAUUGUAGAGACAAAGAAAAGGCGGACAAAGCUCAGGAAACUGUUCUGUUCGUUGAUGAGUUAACCCAGAAGUUCCAAAAUGCUGUUUUGAUUGUACAAGAGAAAGUACGUGCCGAUGCGGGAACAAUUGAAGAAAGCCUUCAUUUUAUGUCUUGUGUAGAGAAAAUGGUUUUAUUGCAACGAGAGUGGUCUACAAAGGUGCACCUAUUCACCUCACUAAUUGACGACAUGACCGCUGAUGUAUCGGCCCACGUUGAUCGCCUCGCCGGCGCGGCGUUGAAUGUGAGCCGUGUUGACCGCAGUAUGAAGCUGGAGUACUUACGUGAUUUUGAAGCACAAUCGAACAAACUCUCCUCAAAAGUUGCCCGAGUGAGAAAUCACGCCUGCUUAACAAUCAGUAAUAGUAACAACAUUCAAAAAGCUCAAGUGGUUCGGGUUACCUGUGACUUCCUCGAUCGUCUUACACCGCAAGUUAUUGCCGCAGCUAGGGGACUGGCUGACAAUCCUGACCAACCGACUGUGGAGCAUUUUCAAAUGUUGAGAAGGCAGUGGGCAUCCAGAGCUCAUUUCCUCAUGGCAACUUUACAGAGUUUAAGGAAUGUCCAAGACUCAUCUGUUGAAGUUGUCACGAAAGAGCUCCUUGGUUCUCUGGAUAACUCAGAUCAGGGUAGCCCUCCCAUACUGCAAUCCACCAGUCACACUCUGAGAGAUUCCUCAAUACACUAUCAUCCCCCGCCAUCCGAGAGAUCCUCCGGGCCCCCUCAUGUUCACCAGUCACCUUCUGAAAGAUCAUAUCUUCACCCAGGCGUUCACCCUAUUACCCCUAAAAUGAAGUCAUCCUAUGAGGAGGACUACAAAGGUGCCGAGUCCUUAGACCGAGCUUUUGAAAGGCCUGGGAGAGAGAGGGUUGACGAUCUUGAGGCAUCGUUUGACUUAAUCGAUGGUUUAGUGACGUCACUUGGUGAUUUGGCCAUGCGCAGUCAGUCCAAUUCAAGAUAUCAAAAUCACGCUGGUCACUCCAGCUGUAAGCAGUCAACGCCAAGCCGACACAACUAUUCGAGAUUCAAACAAGCAAAUGAUCAUGUUGCAUUCAAGGAUGCUGCUGGCAGCAAACUUUCCAGUUCCCGCGAUUCACUGCCGCGUAUAGCCUCCACCGAAUCCUUGGAUGACAAUGACUUGCGACGACAAACCUACAGUCCAGCGGUUAUCAGGAGGACUGUAAGUUUUGAUGGUUUAAACCGAUCGUGGAGACAUGGCAGUGAGGAAGAUAUAAGGAGCAAGAAGGCAUUUGUUUCUAUUUUUAGAGCAGCAGCGCAGUUACGUGACGAGGCUGAUAAGUGGGAAGACGAGAACAACGACUUCGUUCGUGUGGCAAAAUCGCUGUCCCAUCACAUGUUUACCUUGGCCGAAAUGGCGAAAAAACGAAGCAGACUGAAGGAUAAUUCAGCAAUGAUAGAAAUGUCAAAGAACAUUGCUGAUGAUUGUCAAGUGAUUUGGGAGUUUGCUACCAUUAUUGCUGAACACUGUACAGAUGCAAGAAGUGCUCAAGAAAUUCUUCGUUCUGCGGAAUCUAUUCCAACCUUGGGCACUCAACUUAGCAUUAUAUCAUCUGUUAAAUCUGCAACGCCUCAAGAUAAAUCUGCGGACAAUAUCCUUGUUCGAAACUCCCAGAAUCUGAUGGACGCGGUUGUUUGCACAUUGAGAGUGAUCGAAGGAGCCACUGUUAAGGGUCUAAACCAACCUUCUCGACAGGAUGAAGGCAACGUGAGGGCGACUGAUGUCGUUUUUGAGUGGAAGAGAAAGUUAAGACGUCAAAGAAGCUUAGAAGCAUUAUCAGCUGAGCGAGGGAAUCUGGGAUUGCGCGUGCGCGAUAAAAGGCUUUCAGAUCCGUCAUUAGUGGACAUUUUGCAUAUCUGAUACAGUAACCCAAUCAGAAUGCAAAAGUCAUCUGGUCUACUUUCGGUAAAAAGGUACAUUAUUUACCAUUUUACACGAAGUAUUUAAAAUAUAGGCAUUGAG
This is a messenger RNA of Dendronephthya gigantea, 5350 nucleotides long. RefSeq lists its product as uncharacterized. The transcript has 31 exons. Gene Ontology annotation, cellular component: adherens junction; catenin complex. Gene Ontology annotation, biological process: cell-cell adhesion; cell migration. The record is from RefSeq and is a predicted model, not a curated record. Bases 131 to 5248 code for a protein of 1705 amino acids. Gene Ontology annotation, molecular function: beta-catenin binding; actin filament binding. Lineage: Eukaryota; Metazoa; Cnidaria; Anthozoa; Malacalcyonacea; Nephtheidae.